AUGGAGGUUUGUGAAGAGGUACAAUUCGAAGGAUGUAAUUUUAUGCGGCAACAUUUGACUUAUUCCAUUCUGAGUGGACGACCGGUGACCAUCAAAAAAAUUCGGUCGAUGAACGAUGAGCCGGGCAUUAAAGGUAGCAAUAUGGAUGGUAUAUGUGACGUAGCGAUAUUAGUUGAGAUUAUGAGAAGUUUUGUUGCAGAUUUUGAAACGAAACUGUUAUCGAUGUUCGAAAAAAUCACGAAUGGAACACGGAUUGAGAUCAGUCAAACAGGUACACAAAUUCACUUCGUGCCGGGUAUGAUACAAGGUGGAUCGGUUUCGAUGGACUGUGGUACGGAACGAUGCUUGAGUUAUUUCUUGGAACCAUUACUCAUGUUAGCGCCCUUCUGCAAACGACCAUUGAGCGCACGUUUGACCGGUGUUACAAACGCACCCGAUGAAUUGAGUGUAGAUGCUGUUCGAAGUACCUGGUUACCGGUAUUCAAGAAAUUCGUACUGAAUGAUGAGCAGUUAGAUAUCAAGAUUGUUAAUCGUGGUUUGAAACCGAAUGGUGGCGGAAGUAUUGUUUUUACGGCACCUAUCGUGAGGACUUUACGACCUGUACAGUUCGAGAGUCCGGGCAAGGUGUGUAAGAUUCGUGGAAUGGCAUACGUAACAAAAGUUUCACCGUCGUUGGCACAUCGCAUGAUUGAAUCGGCCAAGCAGACAUUGCGAGGAUAUAUUGCCGAUGUUUAUAUAACGGUUGAUCAGCGCAAAGGGGAUGCGGGAGGAUUAUCGCCAGGUUAUGGGUUGUUUUUAACGGCCGAAACGACAGAAGGUGUGGUAUAUCAUGGGGAGUCGAUGUCGAAGCCGAAAGAUGAAGCUGGUACUCCGUUGAUGGCAGAAGAUGUGGGGCAUUUAGCGGCGUCGCAAUUACUCGAUCAGAUUUAUUUGGGCGGUUGUGUGGAUGGGUCAGCGCAAGCAUUAGCCGUAACAUUCAUGACGUUGUGCGAGAAGGAUGUUAAUAAGUACCUGUUUGGUCCAUUGACAACUUAUUGGUUGGCUUCGUUUUGUUUUGAUCAAUCGGAGAAGGAGAAGAGACUCGGAUCUGAGGAUAAGGCAAUGCUGACGUGUAUUGGGGUGGGGUAUAGUAAUCUUAAUAAGAUUGUUUUGUAG
Molecule: messenger RNA, 1155 nt
Organism: Anisakis simplex (herring worm)
Lineage: Eukaryota; Metazoa; Nematoda; Chromadorea; Rhabditida; Anisakidae
Source: the annotation of a GenBank genome assembly